Molecule: messenger RNA, 5604 nt
Organism: Rhinopithecus roxellana (golden snub-nosed monkey)
Lineage: Eukaryota; Metazoa; Chordata; Mammalia; Primates; Cercopithecidae
Gene: ABHD13
Product: abhydrolase domain containing 13
Exons: 4
Coding region: 477-1574 (365 amino acids)
Cellular component (GO): membrane
Molecular function (GO): palmitoyl-(protein) hydrolase activity
Source: RefSeq, a predicted model, not a curated record
GGAGAGCGGGCAGGGUUCCCACUCCGGGAGCGGAGACGGAGAACAGGUUAUGUGGGAGCCGGCGGGGGCAUUUGCCGGCGACACCCGAGCGGGGGCCGGAAGUGGGGCCGCAGCGCACCGCAGGAGCUCCGGGCUAGACCGUGGCGACGGCAGCGGCCCCUGGGCUGGAGGAGGAUGAUGAGGAGCGACGGAAGCGACGCGGGGGUACGCUGCUGCGCGGCGCCCGGUUUCGUGCCCGCGGCCGACUGCGCAGCCUGUCCGCGAGUCUGACUGUGCAGCUGGCAUGGUUUCUUAACUUCCCAAUGCUUAACAGAAGAGGAGAGAGAUUGAUCUCAAGAGUCGCUUGAACAUGACUGAGUAGAUCACAAGCUACUUGAGAGCAAGGGCUGUAUAGUAUACUAGGAUGCAUUGGAAUCUGAUGACCAUCUCUUCCGGAAGAGGCUGGGAAAUCAGCUAUAGGCCUGCUUCAGUGGUGCAUGCUGGAUUUCAUAGCUUCCCUGGGAGCCUGCAGUGAUAUUCUGAGGACUCAUUCCAUUCAUGGAUACUUACAGAGAGCUACAAUGGAAAAGCCCUGGAUGCUGUGGAACUUUGUUGAAAGAUGGCUAAUAGCCUUGGCUUCAUGGUCUUGGGCUCUCUGCCGUAUUUCUCUUUUGCCUUUAAUAGUGACUUUUCAUCUGCAUGGAGGCAUUAUCUUCCUUUUGUUAAUAUUCGUAUCAAUUGCAGGCAUUCUGUAUAAAUUCCAGGAUGUAUUGCUUUAUUUUCCAGAACAGCCAUCCUCUUCACGUCUUUAUGUUCCCAUGCCCACUGGCAUUCCACAUGAAAACAUCUUCAUCAGAACCAAAGAUGGAAUACGUCUGAAUCUUAUUUUGAUACGAUACACUGGAGACAAUUCACCCUAUUCCCCAACUAUAAUUUAUUUUCAUGGGAAUGCAGGCAACAUAGGUCACAGGUUGCCAAAUGCUUUACUUAUGUUGGUUAACCUCAAAGUUAACCUUUUGCUGGUUGAUUAUCGAGGAUAUGGAAAAAGUGAAGGAGAAGCAAGUGAAGAAGGACUCUACUUAGAUUCUGAAGCUGUGUUAGACUAUGUCAUGACUAGACCUGACCUUGAUAAAACAAAAAUUUUUCUUUUUGGUCGUUCCUUGGGUGGAGCAGUGGCUAUUCAUUUGGCUUCUGAAAAUUCACAUAGGAUUUCAGCCAUUAUGGUGGAGAACACAUUUUUAAGCAUACCACAUAUGGCCAGCACUUUAUUUUCAUUCUUUCCAAUGCGUUACCUUCCUUUAUGGUGCUACAAAAAUAAAUUUUUGUCCUACAGAAAAAUCUCUCAGUGUAGAAUGCCUUCUCUUUUCAUCUCUGGACUCUCAGAUCAAUUAAUUCCUCCAGUAAUGAUGAAACAACUUUAUGAACUCUCCCCAUCUCGGACUAAGAGAUUAGCCAUUUUUCCAGAUGGGACUCACAAUGAUACAUGGCAGUGCCAAGGCUAUUUCACUGCACUGGAACAGUUCAUCAAAGAAGUCGUAAAGAGCCAUUCUCCUGAAGAAAUGGCAAAAACUUCAUCAAAUGUAACAAUUAUAUAAUGUUUCCCUUUUUGAUUAUUGCGUUGUAUUUUGAUUUGUGCAGAAUGAUAAAGAAUGUUCCUUUUAGAAGUGUGUUAUGUCUGUACCUGUCUGAAGAGUGACAUUAAACUUUGAAAGGACUUCACUGCUCCUUUAUGAUAUUCCAAAUAGUUUUUUACAUUUGAAAAACUAAUUCUUGGGAUUAUUUCAUACAUUUUCAUCAAAACUUUCAAUGUGGUUAUGUAUUCAUAUCUUUAGUUUAAUAUGUCAGUAUAUUAGAUAUUGUUCAAAAGUUUCUUGUUGCUAAAGUGGUAUAAUCUGUUACACAGAUGAAUAGCUAGAUGUGGAAAGAGAUAUGUAAACAAGAAACCUUUGGGUAUUAUUUCUUAAGUAAAUAUUGGGACAAUCAUGGUAAGCAAACUUAGUUCUGUAACUGCAUUUUUCACCUUAAAAGUUAAAUGAAAUGCAUGAUGGUAUUUUAUUCCUUGAAUUAUGCAAUGCAACAUUUUACAUGUAAAUAGCACUGGUCAUAUACUGAUGUAUAUGGUUAUCUGGGUUACAUCUAUUUUUAUGUAAACUCUAUUUUGUUUUUGGCAAGAAGUGAAAUUGAGACCUGUGUGCAGGUCGCCAUUGAAUUUUGCUCUGGUGAAUGCUGAGAUCCAGCUUUUUCUUACAAAUAAAUGGGACCCUGUUUUCCAAUAUAAAUGUACCGUGUUUUUGUUAGGUACAGUCUGGAUCAUGGCAAGUAGAAAUAGAAAUUUAGAAUUUUACUGCAGCUUUGAUGUCCAUAUUUGAACUUUUUGACAUUUGUAAUUUUGGUGGCAAAGAGAAUUUUAGCUUCUAUCGAUUUUGUAAGUCUUCAGCUGAACAACUCAUAGCAGUCAUAGUGAAGAUUAGCACUAGUUAGAGUUAAAUGAGGAAGUCUUUUAUCUUUACAGGAUUGUACAUACUACUUUAUAAGAAUUCUCACAUUUGAUUUUAAGUCCCAGUACCUAGUUAUAUCUAUCCUAUCAAAGGCAAGAUACCAUUUAUUGAACUUCUUGAAAAUAAAAGUUACACAGUCCAACAACAACAACAACAAAAAACAAUGUUCUUGGUUUAAUGUUCCAGUUGCUGUGAAAUAGAACUCCUACAAUCAAAAGACCGUUUUAGGAAGUCUUAUUUAUUUAUUUAAAAAGUUUUACAUGUAGGAGUGUGGGAAUGAAGGAAUUCUGGAGCUUUUCGAUACAAAACCUAUUACCACAUGUAGCAGUUAAAUAGCUAUAGGUGGGAAGUAGGAUUUAGAUACGUAGAAAAGUAAGAAAAUCUUAGAAAAAAUCCCCUUACAACUUUCAGGAUUUACCUUAAUAAAAAUACAUGUUCUGAGUCAUAAUUGUGCCAAGUUGUUUCAUGCAGUCCUCAAAAAUUAGAUGUAAUUGAGCUUUGUGUGAUAUUAUGUCAGCUUUAACAUAUAAUAUUUUGAAUAUUUUAGCUGUAUUUAGUGGCUUUCUGCAAGCAACUAGAACAGAGAAAUAAUGGGUCAAUAAUGUUGACCUCAAUUUAAAACUUUCAAUGGAGAUAGGGCUAGAAAUACUUUUGCCAAAUAGCAUUCUUAUUCACUUUAUGCCAGUGUUUAGAAAAAAUAAAUUAUAGCAAGUAUGAUUUCUAAGAAUGUUUUUCUAUAAAUUAUUAAUUGUAAAAACUCUCGCUUUUUAAAACAAGUUGGUAAUGCAUAUCAUGGAAGGCGUAUUUUGUAUGUAUAAAUUUACCACAAUUAAAGGCUACUUUUCUUGUCAGUCCUUGCUAUGUAGAAUGACUAUUCUAAAUAUAAAUGUAUUAAAAAGAAAAUACAACAAAAUGUAUAUUUAGACAUGAGCUUACAUGGCAUACCUUAUAUUUGUAUCAUUCUUUAAAGUUUACAAAAAAACACCUUAUGUUUUUAUGUAAUCAGUCAUUACACUAUGGAGAAAUUUAUCAGCUUUAGUUCUAAAUGUGCUGAUGAGGUAUAAAAGCUAUUUCUUCAUCAGUAUUUUGCUUUUAUGCUGCUUUUUCUUUUUGAUACUCCAGGUUGAUAAACUAUCUUUUUAAAUUUUAAGCCAGGACUUCAAAAAUUAUAGAGUACUUGUUUGCCGUCCCCUACCUUCAUUCUCUUCGUAGGGUUAAGGAGCCUUUCUUUCUGCAGCUAAGGGCAGAGGCUGUGCCUAGGGCUGUACCACAAAUUUCUUCAAUAGCAUCUGUAUUUGAGACCGUUUCGUUAGAUGAGUAAGAGGUGGAAAACAAACUUAGUAUCAGGGUCCGUGAAGCCCAUGGCAUCAGUUUUGAAAAUAUUUCUAGUUUUGUAGCCAAAGCAAUUGGUCCUGGUAAAAUGAGACUUUUUCAGGAGUCACUCCUUCACUUUGGACCCAUAGCUUAGUGAAUGGAAGUAUAUGUACCUAUCUUGUGUAUUAACUUCUGUCUUAUUUAUGCAAGAGCAGCUAUAGGAGUUUACAAAAGAACUCUAAGUUACUAAGUUACUAUAAAUUUGGGGAUCCUAGAGUGAUCUUAAAUAUGGCAAGAUACAGCUCAUUUAGAAUAAAAUCUCACAUCCAUUAUUUUAAAGGGAAUGAUUGGGGGGAAAAAACUGGUGAAAAAAAUAUAAAAAAGGACCCUAAAAAGAAUUCUGCAAAAUAAGAGAAAAAAUAGUUUGUGACAGGUAAUAGAAUACUAGUGGGAUAGAAACAACUAGAAAGAAAAGUGUGACACAAUUUUUACAUUUAGAUAUAGAAAAUAAUGAGAUUGGUGAAAGGAAAUAGUGCAAAACAUUUGGACGCAAAGCAUUUCUAACAAAAAGUGGCUGUGGCACUUGACAUUGCAACUACACUGUUACUGCAAUGUUUUUGACUGUUAAAAUUGAUAUUUUCAUAAAAAUGGUGUUCUGAAUUUUGCUGCAGGGCUGCUGAAAUUUAUGAUUACCUGUAGACACUUGAUAAUUACAUAGAUUACAGCUUUGGUAAUAUGUCACUGGAGUAAUUAUGCUAUAAUAUCUGUUGAGAAUUCAUACCAUCUGAUGCUUACAUAUUUCUUAUAUUUGUAAGAUUUGGCUUGGUGGGAAUAGGUUUGGGGUAAUUAAAGAGUGAAAGCCGUAUUUCAUUUUUUAUAAAUUAUCUUUCAAGCUCAGAUAGCUUAAGAGCAGUUUAGAUUAAGGAGACCCUUUUCUCUUUGAGGAUAGGGAUAGGUAAGGUAAACUGUAAAAAGAAUGUCACAGAAGUCACUUUAAUUUAAGUCACGAUUGAGAUACUGAAAUCUUCCACUGAUUCUUCUCCUUUCCCUUUUUCCUAUUAUGUUUGAUAAUUAUAUAUAUUUUUAAAAACUGUGAGAGGAAAAAUUAGUCAUAAGUAACCCUUUUGGAUUAUCCACUUAAAUUUAUGUAUUUUCAUAUUACUCAGGUAAAGAUGGAAAUGACAGAGCACAGACAUUUAUUUUUUAAAUUGAUAGGGUAGAAAAUAAAAUGUACUUCUGUUUAUUCUUAAUACUAUAUAUAUAUAUAUAUAUACACACACAUCGUUUUAGCAAAUUGGAAAUAAUAUAUUCAUUUGUAUGGCAAGAGAAAUGCAGUCAUCUUAAUACUAGUCUACACAUUUUUGCCAAAUGGCACAAAUAUACCUCCAUUUAUAUUUUGUAUCUUAAAAUGUAGUUUAAACACAGGACUAUGUAUGAGACACUUUUUUACAAAAAGUGCCGUAUAUACAUAUAUAACAGGUGAGUGUGUGUUUACCAUAAUUUAUAAUGAUUUCUGUCAGUACAGCGUAUAUGGAAAAUUCAAGUUGUUUUUAACAUAUUCAAGUAUGUUCAGUAUAAAAUAAGUUAAUCCCAUUUCAUAAUGUAAAUCAUUUUUGUUAUUUGCCAUAUUUUAUUUGAAGUAAUAAAAUUUUAUAACUCAAAUUUGAAUGUCAUAGUACAUUGUGUGCUAACCAUGGCAAGCAAACAUUUACAUUUGUUUUUUACAAUAAAUUUCUUUUAAAAUAUACUUUCUAUUUUUCUGUACUGACAUAUGCAAUAAAUUGGUACAUUAAAAAUUUGAUUAAUGUCUUCA